Gopherus flavomarginatus (Mexican gopher tortoise) is the source of this 2671-nucleotide messenger RNA. RefSeq names its product gastrula zinc finger protein XlCGF26.1-like. The transcript has a single exon. The coding region runs from base 329 to 2131 and encodes 600 amino acids. Gene Ontology annotation, molecular function: DNA-binding transcription factor activity, RNA polymerase II-specific; RNA polymerase II cis-regulatory region sequence-specific DNA binding. Gene Ontology annotation, cellular component: nucleus. Lineage: Eukaryota; Metazoa; Chordata; Testudines; Testudinidae. Gene Ontology annotation, biological process: regulation of transcription by RNA polymerase II; central nervous system development. The record is from RefSeq and is a predicted model, not a curated record.
AUAGAAUACUAUAUUCUCGUGGGGGCCCCUGCGGGGCCCAGGGCCUGGGGCAAAUUGUCCCACUUGCCCCCGCCCCCUCUGGGCAGCCCUGGAGGAGGUAGUGGAAAAAGCAAGGGGAGCCGGAUUGAAUCGAGCGUAGAGGUUCCGUCGCAGGAAGCAGAAGUAUUGGACAGAAAUGGCUACAUAUACAAAUAAAAUCAUGAACCCUUCAUGAACAAGAGACCCUCAUGUCUGUAGCUCACCCAUUUUGGAGCCAAAUAGGCUGUGAUCCAUCUUUCCGGGGAAAAAACUCUUACUGUCAGUUACCCUCCUUGGUGAAGAAACCAAUAUGUUCCUUCCUCUGAAUGCAGGGGCGGGUUGUGGAUCCAGAUUUGAUCCCCUCCCAUCUCUUUCCUUUGGGGAAGGGUUUUUGGGGGGGAGGGAGAUUUCAGCUCCUGUUUUCUUUGAUCCAUCCGUCCCUUAUUGCUGUUCCUUCCUCUCUUUCCCCAUCCCUCUCUCGGAGGUUUUCUGUCUCCCCGGCACAAGGGGUGACCCAUGUCUGGAUUCUCUCUCUGUCCCAGCAGGUGAUGCCGGGAUGGCGAGUGAGAACGGGGAGGAGAAGCCCCAGCAGGAAGAUGCUGAUCCAGGAGUGCCUCGCGGGACGUUUGCAGGGAGAUGCAAAAGGGACGUUUGCCGUGGUUGGCCACCGACCAAAGCCUGUGAGAGUCAGCGCAGGGCAGAGGAAAGUGUCAGGAGCUGCUCACACCUUAUGAGACGUCAGAGCAUCCUAACGGGCGAGAGACCCUACCCAUGCUCUGAGUGUGGGAAAAGUUUCAGCCAGAGUUCCUCGCUUAUUAGACACCAGCGAAUCCACACAGGAGAGACCCCGUUCGCGUGUGCCGAGUGCGGGAAACGCUUUAGCCAGCGCUCAUCCCUGGUAACCCACAGGAGAAUCCACACCGGCGAGACGCCCUACACCUGCGCCGAGUGCGGGAAAAGCUUCCGGCGGAGCUCAAACCUGAUCAUGCACCAGAGAAUCCACACCGGUGAGACGCCCUACACCUGCGCUGAGUGCGGGAAAAGCUUCAGGCAGAGCUCAAACCUCAUCACACAUUGGAGGAUCCACACCGGGGAGAUGCCCUACACCUGCGCCGAGUGCGGGAAAUGCUUUAGUCAGAGCUCGACCUUCAUUCGACAUCAGACAAUCCACACUGGGGAGACGCCCUACACCUGCUCUGAGUGCGGGAAAAGUUUCAAUCGAUGCUCUGCCCUGAUCACACACCAGAGGAUCCACACAGGAGAGAUGCCCUAUGCCUGCACCGAGUGCGGGAAACGCUUCAGUCUGAGCUCGACCCUCAUUGCACAUCGGAGGAUCCACACGGGAGACAUGCCUUACACCUGCGCUGAGUGCGGGAAAAGCUUCCGGCAGAGCUCAAACCUGAACACCCAUCGGAGGAUCCACACCGGGGAGACGCCUUAUUCCUGUGCCGAGUGCGGGAAAUGCUUCAGUCAGAGAUCCACCUUUAUUAGACAUCGGCGCGUCCACACGGGGGAGACACCGUACACGUGCUCUGAGUGUGGGAAAAGCUUCAGCCAGAGCUCGACCCUCAUCACACAUUGGAGAAUCCACAUGGAAGAGGCUCCCUACGCAUGCUCCAAGUGUGGGAAACGUUUUAGCCACAGUUCUGCCCUUAUUAGACAUCUGAGGAUCCACACUGGGGAGACCCCUUACCCAUGCUCCGAGUGCGGGAAACGUUUUAGCCACAGUUCUGCCUUGACCACGCACUGGAGAAUCCACACGGGAGAGACGCCCUACGAAUGCUCCGAGUGCGGGAAAAGCUUCCGGCGGAGCUCCGGCCUCCGCACCCAUUGGAGGAUCCACACCGGCGAGACGCCCUACACGUGCUCCGAGUGCGGGAAAAGCUUCAGCCACAGCUCCACCCUGACCACCCACCGAAGAAUCCACACCGGGGAAACACCCUACACUUGCGCCGAGUGCGGGAAAUGCUUCCGGCAGAGAUCCAGUCUCAUCACACACCGGAGGAUUCACACCGGAGAGACGCCCUACACCUGCUCCGAGUGUGGGAAAAGCUUCCGGCAGAGCUCAAACCUUAUAGCUCACCAGAGAAUCCACAUGGGGGAGACACACUGAACGUGCUCUGAGUGCGGGAAAAACUUCAGUCAUGGCUCAUCCUUCCUUAGACACCAGAGAAUCCCCACUGGUGAGAGACCCUAUAUGUGCUCCGAGUGUGGGACAAUCUUCAGUCAGAACUCAAGCCUUAUUAGGCUUCUGAGAAUCCACAAUGGAGAGACACCCUACAGCAGGGCUUCUCAGACUGGGGAUUGGGACCCCUUGGGGGGGCACAAAGUCAUUACACGGGGGUCACGAGCUGUCAGCCUCUAUCCCAAACCCAGCUUUUCCUCCAGCAUUUAUAAUGGUGUUAAAUAUUUAAACAAGUGUUUUUAAUGUAUAAGAUGGGAGGAGGGGUCACACUCAGAGGCUUGCUAAGUGAAAAGGGUUCCCAGUGCAAAAGUCUGAGAACCCCUGCCCUACACCAGUUGGUCUCAAUCAGGAGUACACAUCACCCUGGGGAUACGCAGAGGUCUUCCAGGGGGCACAUCAACUCGUCUCGAUAAUAGCCUAGCUUUACAACAGGCUAUGUAAAAAGCGCUCACGAAAUCAGUACAAACU